Oncorhynchus mykiss (rainbow trout) is the source of this 3256-nucleotide messenger RNA. RefSeq lists its product as uncharacterized. NCBI's taxonomy places the organism in Eukaryota, Metazoa, Chordata, Actinopteri, Salmoniformes, Salmonidae. Gene Ontology annotation, cellular component: neurofilament; axon. The record is from RefSeq and is a predicted model, not a curated record. Gene Ontology annotation, molecular function: structural constituent of postsynaptic intermediate filament cytoskeleton. Gene Ontology annotation, biological process: intermediate filament bundle assembly; axon development.
UCCUGCCGCAGUCUGCAUUCGGUUUAGAGAUGAGCUACCCACUGGACCACCUCUACGGCCACGGCUCCUACCGCAGGGCACCACAGGGCCUCUCUGCCCGGCCUGCCGCUUCCCUCUCCUCCUCCGGCUUCCACUCCCAGCCCUGGACGACCUCUCAGCGCCGCCGCCAGGCCUACAGCCAGACACCCUCCGCCGACAGCUUGGAGAUCUUUAACGGCGACAUGACUCGGAGGAACGAGAAGGAGAUUCUGCAGACACUCAAUGACCGUUUCGCCGGCUACAUCGACAAGGUGCGGAACCUCGAGCUGAUGAACUCGAAUCUGGAGCAGGAAGCGGCUGCGCUGCGACAGAGCCAGACCGGGCGCGCUACCGUGGGAGAGCACUAUGAGCGCGAGCUGGGGAACCUGAGGGGUCUGGUUCAGCAGCUGACCGGGGAGAAGGCAUGCGCACUCUUGGAGCAAGACCACCUGGAAGAGGAUAUCCAGCAUGUGCGGACCAGGCUCGAGGACGAGGCACGCAGCAGGGAGGAGCUGGAAGCCAAGGCACGCCUAAUGAACAAGUAUGUGGAUGAGUCUGGGCUCGCACGGCUAGAGCUGGACAAGAAGCUGAGCGCGCUGCAGGAAGAAGCAGCGUUCCUGAAGAAGAACCACGAGGAGGAGGUGGCGGAGCUGCUAGCACAGAUCCAGGGUGCACAGGUGAGCUUCGAGGCUCGAGACACAAUCAAGGCGGACGUCACGAACGCCCUGCGGGAGAUCCGCGCUCAGCUGGAUGGACACGCGACCAAGAGCGCAACGCACGCGGAGGAAUGGUUCAAAGUGCGUAUGGAGCGGUUGGCAGAUGCAGCUCACUCUAACACAGAUGCGAUCCGUGGUGCCCAGGAUGAGAUAGCAGAGUACAGACGGCAGCUGCAGAGCCGCACCAUCGAACUGGAGACCCUCAGAGGAACCAAGGACUCCCUGGAGAGACAAUGCAUGGAGACUGAGGACAGACACCAUGGAGAUAUCCACUCACUACAGGAGACUAUUCGUCAGCUGGACGGUGAACUGAAGAGUACUAAGUGGGAGAUGGCCAGCCAGCUGAGAGAAUACCAGGAGCUGCUGAACGUCAAGAUGGCUCUGGACAUAGAGAUAGCAGCCUACAGGAAGUUGCUGGAAGGGGAGGAGACUCGGUUCAUACCUGGGCCAAGCCUGUACUCCUACUCCUCUGCCCACCUGAAGCUGAAGGGGGAGGAGCUCUCAGACACAGUCAUACUGGAGGAACAGACGGAUGAGACACAGGUCACUGAGGUGACAGAAGAAGCAGAAGAUGAGGAAGAGGAAAAGGGAGAGGAGACAGAAAAGGAAGAAGAGGAGGAAGAGGAAGAGGGAGAAAAGGAGGAGGAAGAGGAUGAGACCAAAGCUGAGGCAGAGGAGGGAGAAGGAAAGGGAGUUGAGGAUAAGGGGGAAGAGGAAGAGGAGGCAGGUGAGGAGAAAGAGGAUGAGAAGUCUAAGUCACCUGAAAAGGCUGCUUCUUCUCCAUCCAAAUCUCCCCAAUCUCCCCCCAAAACCCCCCAGCCCAAAUCACCUGCCCCCAAAUCACCUGAAUCAAAAUCUCCCCUCCCAAAAUCACCUGAAUCAAAAUCUCCCCUCCCCAAAUCACCUGCCAAAUCUCCCGCCCCCAAAUCACCUGAAUCCAAAUCACCCCAAGCCAAAUCUCCCCUCCCCAAAUCCCCAGAGUCUAAGUCUCCCCCUCCCAAAUCCCCUCUCCCAAAGUCUCCUGAACCCAAGUCCCCCAUCCAGGAGAAGGCCAAGCCCCCUGCAGAAGACAAACUGGCCAAGCAGGAGAAGAAAGAGAAGGAACAACCCCAGCCUGUAAAGGAGGAAAAGAAACAAGAGCCAGAACCCAAGGAGAAGGAGAAAUGUGAGAGCCAGCCUAAAGAGGAGAAGGUUGAGGAGAAGACAGACAAACCAGAUCCCAAGGAGAGCAAGCCAGAUGAGAAUCCCAAGAAGACUGAGACCCCAACACCUGCCCCCCCUGCUGCCACCCCGGCAAAGCCUGCAGAGGAAAAGCCCGCCCCCGCCAAGGAGAGCCACAGCCCUGCUAAGAGAGAAGAGGAGAAACAAGCCAAAACAGAUGACACACCCCAGGUAGAGGUGAAGCCUGCCCCCAAAGAAUCACCACAGAAAACAGAGAGCACAAAGGAGAAGAAAGCAGAGCCCAAAGAGGAGGUGAAGAAGGAGGAUAAGAAGGAGGACAAGAAGGAGGCCUCUAAAGCAUCCGACAGUAAAGAGGCAAAGGAUACGAAGGAGGUAGGGAAGGCAGAGAAGGCCAAGAAAUCUUCUGGCCCUGAAGUCAAAGACGAGAAAUCUUCUAGCACUGAAGUCAAAGACGAGAAAUCUUCUAGCACUGAAGUCAAAGACGAGAAAUCUUCUAGCACUGAAGUUAAAGACGAGAAAUCUUCUAGCACUGAGGUCAAAGACGAGAAAUCUUCUAGCACUGAGGUCAAAGACGAGAAAUCUUCUAGCACUGAAGUCAAAGACGAGAAAUCUUCUAGCACUGAGGUCAAAGACGAGAAAGCCAAGAAGUGAGUCACUAACACACUGCAUAUGAGCCAGGAGAAGAGAGAGAGAUGCCAAAGAACUAUCGGGAGGGGAUGGGGGAAGGGAAGCUACUGAAGCCCUGAGCAGCCUUUGUAAAGGGAAGCCAAAGCAUAGCAGAGCAGAGCAGGAGACAAACAGUAAACAAACAAAGCAAUAGCUUUUCUCUAGUUACUAUCCCCCGGGUACUCAACCCUGAUAUGAUGCUUCUUCUAAUCUAUGACUGUAGUGAAUGCAGAAUGCUCUAAACUCUAUCUGAAUUGUGUCUAUAUGACUGCCCGUCAAUAAUAACAAGUGCAUUAAAACAGCAGCAUUGCCUUGGCUGGGAGCACAGUACAGGGCCAUGCACCUUCUAAAGCCUUCAAGGGUAGCAAUGUCAACAAAUGUCUAUAAAAGAUUGUGACAGAUCAAUAUAUUGUACUGUAUGUGUAUAUUUAUGAAGAUAUAAAUGUGUAUAUUAUAUUAACAACUAUAAAAAGCAGAGAAAGACUACAAACCUGCUCAUUGUGCAUCUUAAACAGCUCCCUGUCUGAUGGUUGUGCUGACUCACUGUGCUGUGGUCAGUAAUGAUACCUAGGCCAGUGAGGAGAACUCUGAAGUCAGGGAUGACUGUGCUAUGUAUAAACUGCUGAGAGUAUGCAAUACAAACUGAUGAACUAAUAAAGGUUAAAACCAAAAUA